AGAUUCUGGCUUGAAAGCGUCCAGUAUGCAUGUGGCACACUAUAUAGUGGGGAUGGGCUUCUACGCCCUCUGCUGCCUCUCUCUGCUACUGGAGCUGAACUCCCGUGAAACCGACCAGGACCUGGAUUUCGUCGGGGGUUUCUGCGCUAUUAGCGGAUUGUCACUCUUCUGCUGGGCGUCUCGACACCAAUACGAGUGUCAUGCAAUUUUGUUCAAGUUACGCAUGCAGGGCGAGAGAAAGACAGACGAUUCGAAACCCGUGUCCAGGUACAAUGUUCCGCACGGUGACUGGUUUACCUAUGUUUCAUCGCCGCACUAUUUCGCCGAGAUUCUCAUCUACACAUCCAUAUACGUGGCGACGGGUCUCGCAAACUACACAUGGAUGCUGGGUAUUUCAUUUGUGAUUAGCAAUCUGGGCUGGGGAGCGUACCAAUCGCAGUUGUGGUAUAGAAGAAACUUUUCUGACUUCCCGCCGAAUCGCAAGGCACUAGUACCAUAUUUGUGGUGAUAAGGUAGCAAUGGACUUAUGACAAGAGUUUCAGGCUCUUCUCCGCCCGUCAAAAAAAAAUAGAUAUUUUGAGGCAUAGUGGCGGGAAGAGAAACCAAAUAUAGAACUGUCAGGACCCUCGAUUUUAUACUAAGAGACUUUGUAAUCGUGGGUGCUUGUCCGUCUCAGAAGUGGAGGAACAGUUUAGUAUCUGGGCUAGAAAAGGGCUGGCGAUUUACUAUCUAGGUAUCGCUUGAUCUAGAUAUGGGUGGAACAUCGACUUACCCCCUGAGCAGGAUGAAGCAGAGCUCGGAAUUGGCUUUGUGAGGCUCGCAAUCCUAUAUGAGAUUAAGUAAGUGACCCCAUAAAAGUCUCACUGGAACGUGGUCAACACAUAUCUCGCUGUAUGAUUGAGGAGUCAAGCCAAGGAGGCAAUUCAAAAUCUGCGUCUAAGACAAUCCAUCGCGAACUUACAACUGCACGGGUAGGUAGCUACCGCCAUCCUCCGGUGACUUGUGGAGAAUCGAAAAGUCUGUGUUUGGCACACACGAGAUUUCUGAAGCGAGGCGACAGACAUGGUCGGCUGAUUCACCAAUGUGUGUACGAUGACAAAUACAAACUCUAGCUCAAAAAAAUAGUAUGUAUGAAGGUCGAAAGUUACGUUGCUUGCGUCCUGGCAAGCCGCCGAGAGCCGACAUUUUGGCGUAGUGACAUUGAGAUCAGGCAUAGGACAAAUAGGCCCAAUAAAUAUUGGGAUACGUUUAUGGAUACCAAUCUACCG
Messenger RNA from Sphaeroforma arctica JP610, 1268 nucleotides. RefSeq lists its product as hypothetical. Gene Ontology annotation, cellular component: endoplasmic reticulum. Gene Ontology annotation, biological process: polyprenol catabolic process; dolichol-linked oligosaccharide biosynthetic process. The transcript is spliced from 3 exons. Gene Ontology annotation, molecular function: 3-oxo-5-alpha-steroid 4-dehydrogenase activity. The annotation marks the transcript as partial. The record is from RefSeq and is a predicted model, not a curated record. Lineage: Eukaryota; Ichthyosporea; Ichthyophonida.